CCGUCGAAAAAAUCUUCAAACGUUGGCCCAUCCGCUACAACUGUAUACACUUUAUUGUGUCCGCGGGGCUCGACAUGCCACCACAUAUUAUUGUUCGUUUCAGAGCGCAGCAAAGUUGUGAAUAAGCACCUUACUACAAAAGUUAUUUCAUCAGCUGUUCAACGCAUCUUUGGAAAACCAGAUAAUUUUUACUGUUAUUUUGCUUUUUAUCCACCUAACCAUGGAGCAGCUCCGGAAACCGUUGGAAACGAUGACAUUACGUCUGUUUUUGGCGGCAAGGGAUAUGACAUCCAAAGCCGGGGAACAGGGCAACGUUGUUAUUUGCCCUUUCGCGGUGACCUCGGCCGUUACGAUGCUGUAUUACGCCUCAGAAGGAACAUCAGCCAAUCGGCAAAUGGAGAAUAUUUUGCGUUUUGAGGAUAUGUUCGAUGGACGGGCAGAGGCCAAAAUGGUCUUGAUGGCAUUCCGUUGUGCCACAAAAAUCCUGACAAAAAUCAAAGAAAUGGAAAGUCGACAUGGCGCCGCUGAUAACAAAGCGCGCGACUUUCACAUGAUUAUCCAUAAUAAAAUAUUUGUCCAACAAGAUAUUGAUUUACAAGCAGAUUUUUUGUCUUCCAUCGAACGGAAUUUGAUGAUCAACGUGGAACGACUACAAUUUAAGGACGAUGUCGAGCUGGGAAAAGCGGAAAUUGAGAAAUGGCUGCGCCAGAAGCUGGCUAACCGGUUCUCGGCUCAUAUUCCGCACAAUCUGAUUGAUCCGACGUACACUGGUCCGCGCGCAAUAAUCGCGUCGGCCGCGCAUUUCCGCGGAUCAUGGGAGACUCCUUUCAAUCCAGAAGCAAGCUAUCGCGGAUCUUUUAAACUCGAUAGCGGCAAGAAUAAAGACGUGUGGUUUAUGAACAUGAAAAAUACUUUUCCAUAUGUUGAGGAUGAGACUUUCGGCAUCAAAAUGAUCGAAAUUCCGUAUUACGCCAACGGCGCCUCUCUGGUUUUAACGAUACCGUCAAAACGCAGCACACCGUUAGCGGAGAUGCUGCAAAAAGUCAGCAACAGCGUCUUCACCUCGCUACACAUGCGGCGCCGAAUGAAAUUAGUUGAUCUGACGCUGCCAAGAUUUUUUAUUCACAACACCUUCGAUCUUCGGACGCUGCUAAAUCAUGCCGGAUUCAAAGAGAUCCUGCACGAUACAACAGAGUUGCUGAAGUUUUCCUCUGAGAAGAAUCUCCGCAUAUCGGAGGGACUGCACAAAUGCGCCAUACAAGUUGACGAAGAUGGAACUUUCCAAUCCGACAUUGAUUACACGCAACAAGUGGACGACAGCAGCCCUGCACCGCCAUCCAAGCAGCCCAAUGAGCCGCUACCGAAAAAGAUUACCGCUUCUUUACCGUUUUUUUCCAAAGGCAAGCCUCAGACAGCAACCGGUCCACAAGCCGAAGAAUUCAAAGCAGACAGACCGUUUUUGGUUGCCGUAAGGCAUAACAAAGCGGCACUUUUUGUGUUUUCCGGUUGUGUCAUGUCUCCGUAAAUGGUACGUAGAAAGCCCUGCGAAAAUCGUGAAUGCACCGUUAUUAACCAUACCCUUGUUGGAAGCUUACGAAUACCGCCUGUGGCGUCAAGAAGAGUUUUAAUUUUUGUACGAGUAUAAGAAGUCCGGUGCACUGAAAUUCUCAUACUGAUACCGCAAAUUUCGAUUAGCGGCUGGCCGGCUGCUGACAUGAAACCGUGCUUUUUUUCACAGUCUUAACAAGCAAAAACGACGAGGAUGGAUGGCUUGUAUGGUGUUCGUACAGUACCUUAACGGAAAAAAUUAUGUGUACACGGUUGUGAUUCUAAUUGUAAGCUUCUUAUCAUUAGUGCUCUGUAAAUACAAAAGCAAUAAUAAAUAAGCGCCAUAUGACUGCGCAC
Messenger RNA from Paramacrobiotus metropolitanus, 1905 nucleotides. RefSeq names its product leukocyte elastase inhibitor-like. Lineage: Eukaryota; Metazoa; Tardigrada; Eutardigrada; Parachela; Macrobiotidae. The record is from RefSeq and is a predicted model, not a curated record. Bases 221 to 1525 code for a protein of 434 amino acids. The transcript has 4 exons. Gene Ontology annotation, molecular function: serine-type endopeptidase inhibitor activity.